Messenger RNA from Hipposideros armiger (great roundleaf bat), 1769 nucleotides. It is a transcript of the gene PGAM5, whose product is annotated as PGAM family member 5, mitochondrial serine/threonine protein phosphatase. Gene Ontology annotation, cellular component: mitochondrion. NCBI's taxonomy places the organism in Eukaryota, Metazoa, Chordata, Mammalia, Chiroptera, Hipposideridae. Gene Ontology annotation, molecular function: protein serine/threonine phosphatase activity. Bases 30 to 935 code for a protein of 301 amino acids. The transcript has 6 exons. Gene Ontology annotation, biological process: peptidyl-threonine dephosphorylation; positive regulation of mitochondrial fission. The record is from RefSeq and is a predicted model, not a curated record.
GUGUCCCUCGCGGCGCGCCGUUCGCGCCCAUGAGCGCUUGCGCGGGCGGCGCGGGACGGACCGGCAUGGCGUUCCGGCAAGCGCUGCAGCUGGCGGCCUGCGGCCUGGCCGGGGGCUCAGCCGCCGUGCUCUUCUCGGCUGUGGCGGUGGGGAAGCCCCGCGCGGGGGGGGACGCGGAGCCGCGCGUGUUCGAGCCGCCGGUGUGGGCAGGGGCCGCGCGUCCGGGGCCCGGCGUCUGGGACCCCAACUGGGACAGGCGAGAACCACUGUCGCUGGUCAACCUGCGGAAGAGGAACCUGGGAUCUGGGGACGAUGACGUGCCACCCAGGAUGGACCACUACAAAGCCAAGGCCACAAGGCACAUCUUCCUCAUCAGACACUCCCAGUACCACGUGGAUGCCUCCCUGGAAAAGGACCGCACACUGACACCCCUGGGUCGUGAACAGGCUGAGUUAACUGGUCUCCGGCUGGCAAGCUUGGGGCUGAAGUUUAACAGAAUUGUGCAUUCCUCUAUGACCCGCGCAGUAGAAACCACUGACAUCAUCCGCAAACACCUGCCAGGCGUCUGCACGGUCAGCACAGACCUGCUAAGGGAAGGUGCCCCCAUCGAGCCCGACCCGCCCGUGUCCCACUGGAAACCAGAGGCUGUGCAGUAUUAUGAGGAUGGAGCCCGGAUCGAGGCUGCCUUCCGGAACUACAUCCACCGGGCCGACACCAAGCAGCAGGAGGACAGCUAUGAGGUCUUCGUGUGUCAUGCCAACGUCAUCCGCUACAUUGUGUGCCGGGCGCUGCAGUUCCCCCCAGAAGGCUGGCUCCGCCUUUCCCUCAACAAUGGCAGCAUUACCCACCUGGUGGUCCGGCCUGAUGGUCGUGUGGCGCUCAGAGCCCUCGGGGACACGGGGUUCAUGCCUCCUGACAAGAUCUCCCGCUCCUGAGGCCUGUGCCUGGCUCUGGCAUGGGAGCUGCCGGGAGCACGGGCCCCAUCCCUUGUCCCCUCCCCAGGCAACACUGUGGUUACUUUCUGUUUCUCCAGGACGAGGGGCAAAGUGGAAGUACUUAAACUGGGGCAUUGCAGUCCCUCUUCUGGCCAAGGAUGGAAAGGGGACAUUUGGUCAGAGCAGCCUGAUUUCUCUUGCAAGGUUUCCAGCCUUAGUGUCAUCUCCCAGGACGAGCCUGUGGGGUUUCAGGUGUCACUGGCGUCACUGCAGGGCCAUAGCCGCUCCACACUGAGGAGUCUCUGGUUGUGACCACAACCCAUCCCACAACGUCCUCAAGGAGGGCCAGGGCUUCCACUCUAACUUAUUUCACUUCAUACAUUCUUAACUCUUUUGUCAUAUUUGUCAAUCAGAGAUUUUCCUCAUCUGGGUUCUUUCUUUGAAAACCAGUUUCUCCAAAGUUGCGCAGCCCCCACGCUGCUGGAUCUGAACUCACUUUUUAUUAGGCCUGGACACAGGUGGCAGGUGAGGGAGGGGAUGCAACCUGCUGGUCUCAGGGGAGAGGGGCCUGGUGGUGACAACCCAGGAGAGGGUCCUAAUUAAGUAAAAUAUCCACCUGACAGUUGAAUCUUCAUUUGCCUCUGGUACUUACCUUUAUGCUUGUGAAUGGAAGUACUUAGGUUUGAUGCAUCCAUCCCCAACUGUUCAUUUACACAGCAGUACCAUCUCUGGUAAGUGGUUACAGACAUUGUAAUUAGCACCACUGAUUGAGCCAUCUGAUCCAUUUCUGUAAACUUGGAAACAACUACAAAAUAAAACUUUAUUUUACUGGUU